This is a messenger RNA of Trametes versicolor FP-101664 SS1, 846 nucleotides long. RefSeq lists its product as uncharacterized. The coding region runs from base 1 to 846 and encodes 281 amino acids. NCBI's taxonomy places the organism in Eukaryota, Fungi, Basidiomycota, Agaricomycetes, Polyporales, Polyporaceae. The transcript is spliced from 2 exons. The record is from RefSeq and is a predicted model, not a curated record.
AUGGCUUUCGUAGAGGCCGUCUCCCAGCGUACGGAGGUCGACGCACUCUCUUCGUCACCACAGUUGACCGCCGAUAUGGUCUUCAAAGGUCGCGAUGAAGCCGACGAAGUGCGCCGAGACAUCUUCUUCCUCACCGUCACCGCCGAAGGGUUCAGAUUCGGCCCGACGACACCUGCCAAACCUGCCGGCGCGACUCUACUCAACAAGAACACUUUCGUUUUCCUCAGUCACAUCUCUACCCUGCUCACCACCGGUAGUCAAUCCGACUUCACCGCUGCCUCUGUCAACGCGGUCACUGGCCAACUGGAGCCUGAUGGCCAUCUCUCUAUCAUCUGCACCCGGAACGAGACCGCGGCUCGUUCGUCCUCGACGUCGCCUAAGAUUAUGAAGAUCGCCACCGACCCGGGAGCAGCGCGGCGCUUGCUCGAUGAUUGGUUCGAUGCAACCAACGCGAACACAUCUUUCGACGAACAUCUGUGUGACGUCGGGUCCAUCGUUGCCUACAUCCUCGGGAUGUCCCCACAGGAGCGGCAAAGCAAGGAUCUGAUAAAGCUCGAGUUGUUCUUCAUACACCGUGCGUACCGGAAACUCGCGGCUCGUAUCGACAUGAUGGAUAUGAAAUCUCUAUGGUGCUCUUGUCCCAUCCCCCUCAUGCGGGAGUGGUAUGCCAAGAAGCAGAAGCAGAAGCAGGACAAAUUUGAAACGACUGUUCGUUUCAAAGGCGAAACCACACUACCCGAACAGUGUGGUAUCUUCCGGUCCUCCCCCGCCAACCCAUGCAUCUAUCCGCUCACGGAUCAGAACGUCGACCAGUGGCUGGCCCUCUUGGAAAAUCUGCUGUUGUGA